GCCUAUAUCAAAUCUUCAGAAAGAGCGGCUCAGGAUGGACAAAGCGGAGACGGCGAUAUUCACCAGACCUGGAGGCGGAGUCUUCAGAGGCACUCUACCCGACCCUGGACUGAGCAGCGCGGUACCAGUAUUGGACCUCGACGAUGCUGACGACGAACUUGCAGCUCUACAGCUUCUGGUCACCAGUCAGGAUUUGCCAUUCGGCUGGGAGUUCAACAGCACGGAUGCAAAGCUCAGCGACAUCUUCGUGGACAUCAGCACGAGGAACGUGACGCCCCACGAGCGCGCGGCAUUCAUGCAGGGCGAGCGGAAGGAGCUGACGGAGUUCUUCGGCAAUGACGUCUGGGAGUUUCACAAGCCCACCGGGGGGGAGGACCCUCGGCGGAUACUCAAGGCGAAGUGGGUGCUCAAGUGGACAAAGAACGACGACAGCACGCCACGUGCCAAGGCGCGGCUGGUACUACAAGGUUUCAACGACCCCGGCGCACUCAGUGGCGCGGCACCGACGGCAUCACCUACAGCCUCGAGACCGGCAGGACAGAUGGCGCUACUACUGGCGGCCAACAACGGCUGGAGACUAUGGACAGCAGAUGUAGCUACUGGAUUUCUUCAAGGACGAAAGGUGCCCAAAGACGCAGCAGAACUCAUGGGCAUCGAGCCGAAUACUCUUAUGAAGCUCAUCAAGCCAAUGCACGGCCAGGUGGACGCACCGAGGCGUUGGUGGCUACGCGCGGCGGACGACUUAAAGGCCAGUGGUCUCAAGCAGCACCCUUUGGACCCCUGCGCGUUUCUCAGUUUCGAUGAGGACGGCAAUAAUGACGGGUUCAUUCUACAUUAUGUGGACGACAUGCUGGGAGGUGGAGAUCGGCGGCCGGGCAGUAACUAUAGUCGAGCUAUCACAGAGGUAAAACGAAGGUUCAAGUUCAGGAAGUGGAUCGAAGACGACAAGAUGGACUGCUGCGGCAGCGACUUGACGCAGAUCCCGCACUGGGAGAACCCGAAGUCGAACAGCAGCGAGAUUGAAGUGAAGAUGGCGACCUACGCCAAGAACCUGAAGCCCAUCACGAUCGACCAGAAGAGCAGCGACAACACGAGGGAGCGCACUAUCAAGGAGAAGCGGCAGCUACGAGCGGGCGCGACCAAGGAGGCGAACAAGACACUGCGGUUCUACAAGCAGAACUCGGACGUCGGGCUCAAGAUGAAGAAGAUCGGCCAGGUAAGCGACACAGUGUUCGUAGCAGUGACGGACGCAGCCUGGGGAGUUCGACAGGGCGGGUCUAGCCAAGGUGGCUACGUCAUCUUGGCAUGCCACAAGAAGAUAUUCGACGGACGCGAGUCCGACUUUAGUGUGAUCGACUGGAAGUCCUUCAAGCUACAGCUACUACGCAUGGCACGUUCCUCUCUACAUGCGGAGUCACAGGCAGCAGCAGCGGGCAUGGAUGGCUUGGAAUUAGCGAAGCGAUUCUGGGCAGCCCUGAUCUACGAUGGCGUGGACAUCACGAAGGAUGAAAGCGCCCGCAUGGCGGGUGAGUCAGCAUUGGUCGUGGACGCAAAGGCGCUCUACGACGCGGCCCAAAAGGAGGGCAUCACCAGCUUCCAGGACAAGCGGACCGGCAUCGAGGUGCUAGCGCUACGUGAGAUGAUGGAGGCUACAAUGACACGCUGGAGGUGGGUAUCUUCAGAAAGGCAAUGCGCGGACGGGCUCGCGAAGAUCGCGGCGAGACAGCUCCUCGCCGACCGUCUACGAUAUGGCAGGCUACAGCUCAAGCAUGACCCGAACUACACGGUGGCAAAGAAGAACACCAAGGAAGAGCGACAGGAGAGUAUAGACCAGACAAGGCCGGUGACAUCGGCGGCAACGCGGAAGGCAACUACACCGUUCAUGCAGUUGGCAGCAUUCGCAAACAGUUGUUGCAGAUCGGCGGCUCGCACGGGGUACGACACGAAGAACGAGAACAACGGCUAUGCUGCGUCCUACCUGAUCAAGAUCAAGGAGGCCGAGUACAAGUACAAGACUGAUUUGGCAGUUCUACGG
Messenger RNA from Prorocentrum cordatum, 2035 nucleotides. Lineage: Eukaryota; Dinophyceae; Prorocentrales; Prorocentraceae. The record is from the annotation of a GenBank genome assembly.